GACCCAGCAGGCGCCCGGGUCGAUCCCAGAGGGGCGCCGUGUCCCUUGUCCCUCCCAGGCCGCACAAGCGGCCCCGCCCCGCCCGUCCGUCUGGGAGCGGAGGGCAGGUUCCACAAACUGUUCCGGCGGGCCGCAGGGUGGUGUGGACUCGCUCCCUCCUCCCACAGGACGUGCCCAGGCAAGGCAGAAAGUCGCUCGCCAUGUCAUCCGCGGAGGCUGGGGAUGUUUUCCUCAGAGCCCGGGGCAGGACCCUGGACGCGUUUUCCUCAGAAAAGGAAAGGAAAUGGAAAGGCCCAUUCUACUUCAUCCAAGGUGCAGACCCGCAGUUUGGGCUGAUGAAGGCCUGGUCCACUGGGGAUUGUGACAGUGGCGGUGAUGAAUGGGAGCAGGAGAUCCGUCUCACUAAGCAAGCUGUUGAGGCUAUCAACAAGCUGAACCCCAAACCCAAAUUCUUUGUUCUUUGUGGCGACCUCAUCCAUGCCAUGCCAGGAACUCGCUGGCGGAAGGAACAGACCAAGGACCUGCAGCAAGUACUAAAGGCCAUCGACCAAGACAUUCCACUGGUGCUGGUCAGUGGCAACCAUGACUUGGGCAACAUCCCCACCGCCGAGACCGUGGAGGAGUUCUGCCAGACAUGGGGAGAUGACUACUUCAGCUUCUGGGUGGGGGGCGUCCUCUUCCUGGUGCUCAAUUCCCAGUUCUUUUACGAUGCCUCCAAGUGCCCUGCACUGAAGCAGGCCCAGGACCACUGGCUGGACCAGCAGCUGAGCAUUGCGGAGCAGCGGAAGUGCCAGCAUGCCAUCGUCUUCCAGCACAUCCCGCUGUUCCUGUGCAGCAUUGACGAGGAAGACGACUACUUCAACCUCACCAAGGCCGUGCGGAAGGAGCUGGCAAGCAGGCUUACUAGAGCAGGUAUCAGAGCUGUAUUCUCGGGUCACUACCACAGGAAUGCUGGGGGAACCUACCAGGACCUUGACAUGGUGGUUUCAUCGGCCAUCGGAUGCCAACUAGGCAAAGACACCCAUGGGCUCCGCGUGGUGGUCGUCACUGCUGAGAAAAUUGUUCACCGUUACUACAGCUUAGAUGAGCUGAGUCGGAGAGGAAUUGACGACGACCUGAAGGAGCUGAUGAAGGAGUGACUCCCCACCUGGCCCACCCAGUUUCCAUGCCCAUGACCUUUCACCUCAUAGCAAUGUUUGAGUAGACAGGCGGGUUUGUGAAUGAAUGUCUUUUUAUGUAAAUCAAAAUGCUGGGUCCCAUCCUCCAUUGUAUUCAAAGGGGGCUGUCACCCCUUUACAAAGCCAGAACAGAAGGCUGCAGAUAUUUUCUGAUUAUGGUGUGAGACUCUCCUCAUUGUGUGGCUUUCAUGCUGCCCUCGAAUCUCACUGUUUCUGACACCUCCUGCCCUCAAUCCCAGCUCAGUACCCAAGUGUGAUCUUUAAUAAUUCCUCAAACAAACUGCGUCUGCUCUCACUACAUUGUGAUCCUGACUCCCAGAGCACGGGGGAAACAAAGGCCCAUCCUCCCUUCCUGGCAUACCAAACGGUACCACUCCGUCCCGGGCCCACAGAUUCCUCAUAGCCACCACUGACUGGUACUGCUGAUGGUACGAACACGGGUGAUCCACGUGAGAGUGUGUUUGCUUUUCUGGUGACAGACAUCACCUCUAUGUACAAACUCAGCUGACCAAAACAGAAUGCAGCAUGAAGGCCCUGGACAGCCCACGCAUCUACCCUGUUUAUAUCCUCCUGCUGCAGGCAGCCACAGCAUUAUCCAAUCACAAUGAACCUCAUGGGGAAACUGCACUUGCUGCAGACUCCCGAGAACAGCACAGAACUCACGGGGCAAACUACACCAUGCUAAUUGCCACUGACAUACAACACUCCUGGAAUAAAAAACCAAUUUGAAUUACUUAAAAUCCUUUGCACUGUGGAAUCUGCUGUGCUGCCUCCUCUGGGAGCUCUGCCCCCUCUGACUCUUCCUCCAUUUAUCUUCAGGCCUGAUGCUGAAGUAACCUGGGCUCUAUAUCCUGCUGCCGAAGUUUUACAGUGUCCUGCAGUGGUGCAGGGGAAUCCUAAACCAACUUUAAAAACUCUCUGGUUAUACAUGAACUGCAAAGCCCAUUAAAUUAAAAAAAAAAAAAACAACAACUUUCUUGUUAAAAAGUUUUAGUCAAUGUAGCAAAACCGUGAGAAAUUAAAUAAAAAGAUAAUUGGAUAUGUAAAUUCAUAUGGAACAAAAGAUACAAGAAGUUAAUUAUGUUACAGAUUGGUGACAUGCCAGAGCUCAUUGUUAGGUAGCGCGAGAAAAUUAAAUUUUUCAAACCAGAA
This is a messenger RNA of Microtus ochrogaster (prairie vole), 2330 nucleotides long. RefSeq names its product calcineurin like phosphoesterase domain containing 1 (gene Cpped1). The record is from RefSeq and is a predicted model, not a curated record. Lineage: Eukaryota; Metazoa; Chordata; Mammalia; Rodentia; Cricetidae. Gene Ontology annotation, molecular function: hydrolase activity.